Prionailurus viverrinus (fishing cat) is the source of this 1058-nucleotide messenger RNA. It is a transcript of the gene CAMKMT, whose product is annotated as calmodulin-lysine N-methyltransferase. The record is from RefSeq and is a predicted model, not a curated record. Bases 73 to 1044 code for a protein of 323 amino acids. Gene Ontology annotation, cellular component: cytoplasm. Lineage: Eukaryota; Metazoa; Chordata; Mammalia; Carnivora; Felidae. The transcript is spliced from 11 exons. Gene Ontology annotation, molecular function: calmodulin-lysine N-methyltransferase activity.
GAACAAGUACACAGGUCCUGGCAGGGGAGAGUUGUGGUCGCGACGGCGCGUGGUAUAGGCGGGUUUAAUGGGAUGGAGUCGCGAGUCGCGGAUGCCGAGGCCCGCGAGGCUCAGAGUGCUGCGGCCGAAGGCCCAGCAAGCGGCGACGCCUCUCAGAGGCUUCCAGUCUCGGAGCCCUUGGGAGCUGCCCGGUGGAAGCUUCUGCGGCAGGUUCUGAAGCAAAAACACCUGGAUGACUGUCUGCGACACGUAUCUGUGAGAAGAUUCGAAUCAUUUAAUCUGUUUUCAGUAACAGAAGCCCAAAAAAGGACAACCGAAGAGGACGUCGGUGCAUGGAUCCAAUAUACAAGUGUCUUCUAUCCUGAGUACAGCAUUUCUUUAAGGCAUAAUAAUGGAUCUUUGAAUGUUGAAGAUGUUCUUACCAGCUUUGACAAUACAGGAAAUGUUUGCAUCUGGCCAUCUGAAGAGGUUUUGGCUUACUACUGCCUCAAGCACAGUCAUAUAUUCAGGGACCUUGCUGUGUGUGAGCUAGGGGGUGGCAUGACAUGCUUGGCUGGGCUCAUGGUUGCUAUUUCUGCAGAUGUCAAAGAAGUUCUGUUAACUGAUGGGAAUGAAAAGGCCAUCAGAAACGUGAGCGACAUCAUCACAAGGAAUCAGAAGGCUGGUGUGUUUAAAACUCGGAAAAUAUCAAGCGGCGUUUUACGAUGGGAUAAUGAGACAGAUGUCUCUCAACUGGAAGGACAUUUUGACAUUGUUAUGUGUGCUGACUGCCUGUUUCUGGACCAGUACAGAGCCAGCCUUGUUGAUGCAAUAAAGAGAUUACUCCAGCCCAGAGGGAAAGCAAUGGUAUUCGCCCCACGCCGAGGGAAUACUUUAAACCAGUUUUGCAAUCUAGCUGAAAAAGCUGAUUUCUCUAUCCAAAGACAUGAAAAUUAUGAUGAACACAUUUCAAACUUCCACUCCAAGUUGAAAAAGGAAAACCAGGAUGUAUAUGAAGAAAACCUUCAUUACCCGCUUCUGCUUAUUUUAACCAAAAAUGGAUAGAAGAUUAAGAUGUU